Messenger RNA from Monodelphis domestica (gray short-tailed opossum), 1576 nucleotides. RefSeq names its product photoreceptor outer segment membrane glycoprotein 2-like. The record is from RefSeq and is a predicted model, not a curated record. Gene Ontology annotation, biological process: visual perception. NCBI's taxonomy places the organism in Eukaryota, Metazoa, Chordata, Mammalia, Didelphimorphia, Didelphidae. Gene Ontology annotation, cellular component: plasma membrane.
CAUGGCUGCUUAGGGACAGAAUCACAAAUGUUCCUCUACAGUUUCCUUACCCAGUGGGGCCAAGAGGAAAGCUGCAGAGAGUGAAAGUUCCUAGCCCAAGAGAUAGCAUUAGCCAUUGCAGCAAUAGAAUGUCCAUACUUCCCACAGAAGCAUAUGACAGAAGCAGAGUCAUGCUUGCCUAUGCUACCUGAGAGAAGACUUCCUGUUACCAUGAAGACUUCAUGUUUCUGGAUCUGCUCAGCUUAGAACAGAGGCUUCUUCCCCUACAACAGUGUUGGAAAUAAAAUCAGUUUCCAAGCCCUCCUUUCCAAAGAUAAGCUUAUUUUGAUGUCAGUAAGACCAUGGCUCUCCUUAAAGUGACCUUCACCAAAUACAAACGGAAUAAGCUCGCACAGAUACUAUGGAUUCUCAACUGGUUGUCUGUGAUGACAGGAAUCAUUCUCUUCAGUCUUGGUCUUUUCCUAAAGAUUGAGAUCAAGAAGCGAAUUGAGGUGAUAGUCAAGGGAGAAAUCAGCUCAACCUCCAACAUGCUCAUCUCAGUGGGUCUCAUUGCCUGCGUCAUCAAUUUCCUUGGCGGCAAGAUCUGCUACGACUGUUCAGAUGUGCACAGGUACAGACGCUGGCAGCUGGUCCUGCUUCCCUACAUCGUCUUUGCCUUCUGUUUCACCUUCUGCCUCCUCGUGGGUGCAUUUAUGUGCUACACUACAAGGAAGGAACUAGAGGAGUCUUUGUAUUUGGGUCUGAGAGAAGCCAUAAAGUUUUACAAGGACACAGACAUCCCAGGACGUUGCUUCCUGAAGAAGACCAUUGACAUGUUACAGAUUCGGUUUCAAUGCUGUGGCAACAACAGCUUCAGGGACUGGUUUGAGAUCCAGUGGAUAUCGGCACGGUACCUGAACAUGGCAUCAAGGGAGGUUGUGGACCGGCUGAAGAAUAACAUUGAUGGGAAGUUCCUGGUGGAUGGGGUACCUUUUAGCUGCUGCAACCCCAGCUCCCCACGACCUUGUAUCCAGUACCAUCUCACCAACAACACUGCCCACUACAACUAUGACUUUCUCACUGAGGAGCUGAAUGUUUGGAUGAGGGGCUGCCGUGAAGCACUGCUAGAUCACUAUUCCUACAUCAUGCGCUCCAUCGGACUCGUGGUGCUUAUCAUCUGGUUAUUUGAGCUCUGCGUUCUCACUGGUGUUCGAUACCUGCAAACAUCCUUGAAGAAUGUACCGCUGGAUGAGCCCGAGUUGGAUUCUGAUGGGUGGCUCCUUGAAAACAGCUUUGUAGAAAGUGUCAAGUACAAUUUGAAUUUCAUCAAAAACCUUGGAAAAGCUGACCAAGUGUCUAAUGUCUCUGAGUUGCCAAAUAUCAAUAAGGACAUCUAAAAUAAUAACUAGGGGCCAAAUAAUUCUGAAGUCUCAUUCCCUCUAACCAGCUGAGCCUAACUGAGGAUUGUUGGAUAGAUCAUUUUCCACACUUACAAAAAAAGUUGUCAGUGGAAGAAAUGGGAUAUUUGAAUAGGAAGAAUGACCCCGGCCAUAAACCAUGAAAUGACAAAUUCAGUGGAUGAGACAGUUCUUGUCUA